This is a messenger RNA of Didymodactylos carnosus, 684 nucleotides long. The record is from the annotation of a GenBank genome assembly. Lineage: Eukaryota; Metazoa; Rotifera; Eurotatoria; Philodinida; Philodinidae.
AUGUUCUCGGUUACUACCGCUGAUAUAACUGAAGUUGGGGAAGAUGUGUCUCCUAACAAAUUGUAUGAAUGUCCAGAAGAAGGAUGCACUGCAGCAUUCGCCAGAAAUGGAAAGCUAAUCAAUCACAUUGCGAAUGGAAAACAUCAGCGACGACCAGAACGGCAUUCAAUGCCAGAUUAUGCGAUGCAGAUGUAUCAUUCCAAACUGGCUCCCGUUCAAAUUCGUUAUCUAACCGACAAAUUCGAUCAACGUUUAAAAGAGAAAAUCCGCUGGAAACCAGAAGAAGUGGCUGCUGAAAUGCAGCAGAAAAAACGGUCAGAUGGAAAGUUUCUAUUCUCAUCGGCUGAGUUCUUGAAAACCGGCCAGAUCAGAUCAUUUUUCUCACGUCUCAAGAACAUUCGAGGAAAACUAGGAGCUGUACAAGAAAUUGACGAGGAAGAUAAUGAGGAAUUCAAGGACGACCAAGUAAUGAGUGAAGUGGCACAGAGAUUCAGAAUACGAGACGCUAUGGGAACAAGAUAUUCAGCGGACGCUAUGUCAAAGAUAAAUCCGACAUUUACGAGUACAACAUCAGCAACAGCUCGUGAUGAAAAUACACAAAUUGUGAAUGACGAAAUGAAUUGGAACGAUCGUUGUACAGAUCAUGAUGACCUAUCAUUAUUAACUACACAAGAUAAUUCAUGA